Molecule: messenger RNA, 462 nt
Organism: Eptesicus fuscus (big brown bat)
Lineage: Eukaryota; Metazoa; Chordata; Mammalia; Chiroptera; Vespertilionidae
Product: putative methyltransferase-like protein 7A
Exons: 2
Coding region: 1-462 (153 amino acids)
Molecular function (GO): S-adenosylmethionine-dependent methyltransferase activity
Source: RefSeq, a predicted model, not a curated record
AUGUGCAAAAGAUGCUUCCCCUUCCUCCUGGUGAGGCUCACCUCAGUGUACAACAAGCAGAUGGCGAGCACGAAGCGGGGGCUCUUCAGCAGCCUGCAGGAGCUUGGGAGCCCCUCGGGGAAGCUCUGCCUGCUGGAGCUGAGCUGCGGCACCGGGGCCAACUUCAAGUUCUAUCUGCCUGGGUGCAGGGUGACCUGCGUUGACCCCAACCCCAACUUCGAGAAGUUCUUGAUCAAGAGCAUCGCUGAGAACCGACACGUGCAGUUUGAGCGCUUCGUGGUGGCUGCCGGGGAGAACAUGCACCCGGUGGCCGAUGGCUCCAUGGACGUGGUGGUGUGCACCCUGGUCCUGUGCUCCGUGGAGAACCAGGAGCGCAUCCUCCAGGAGGUGCGCAGGGUGCUGAGGGGUGGGGGGAAGGAAGAGUCCGAUUUUCUAAAGCUGAGGAUGGUGCAUCCCCCGUAG